GCUUAGCCCGGCGGCCGGCCAGAACUGCAAGAGAGAAGACCAAGAAACAGAGAGAGACAAGCGCAGGGGACAGCAGCGGGUAGCUAGCUAGCUAGCGAUCGACGACAGACGAUGCAGAUGAUGAUGCUCUCUGAUCUCUCGUCUGACGACCACGAGGCCACUGGAUCCAGCUCCUAUGGCGGGGACAUGGCCAGCUACGCCCUCAGCCCUCUCUUCCUCGCACCGGCGGCCUCGGCCACCGCGCCGCUGCCGCCACCUCCGCAGCCGCCGGCCGAGGAGCUCACCAACAAGCAGGCCGCGGGCGGCGGCAAGAGGAAGAGAAGCCAGCCGGGGAACCCAGACCCCGGCGCGGAGGUGAUCGCGCUGUCGCCGCGCACGCUGGUGGCGACGAACCGGUUCGUGUGCGAGAUCUGCAACAAGGGGUUCCAGCGGGACCAGAACCUGCAGCUGCACCGCCGGGGCCACAACCUCCCCUGGAAGCUCCGCCAGCGCAGCAGCCUCGUCGUCCCGUCGUCGUCGGCGGCGGCAGGCUCCGGCGGCAGGCAGCAGCAGCAGCAGGGCGAGGCCGCGCCGACGCCGCCGCGUAAGCGCGUCUACGUCUGCCCCGAGCCCACGUGCGUGCACCACGACCCGGCGAGAGCUCUGGGGGACUUGACUGGGAUCAAGAAGCACUUCUCGCGGAAGCACGGGGAGAAGCGGUGGUGCUGCGAGCGCUGCGGGAAGCGCUACGCCGUGCAGUCGGACUGGAAGGCGCACGUCAAGGGGUGUGGCACGCGCGAGUACCGCUGCGACUGCGGCAUCCUCUUCUCCAGGAAGGACAGCCUGCUCACGCACAGGGCCUUCUGCGAUGCCCUAGCAGAGGAGAGCGCGAGGCUUCUUGCAGCAGCAGCAAACAACGGCAGCACUAUCACCACGACCAGCAGCAGCAACAACAAUGAUCUUCUCAACGCCAGCAAUAAUAUCACGCCAUUAUUCCUCCCGUUCGCCAGCUCUCCUCCUCCUGUCGUCGUAGCGGCGGCACAAAACCCUAAUAACACCCUCUUCUUCCUGCACCAAGAGCUGUCCCCCUUCCUGCAACCGAGGGUGACGAUGCAACAACAACCCUCGCCCUAUCUUGACCUCCAUAUGCACGUCGACGCCAGCAUCGUCACCACCACCGGUGGUCUCGCGGACGGCACGCCGGUCAGCUUUGGCCUCGCUCUGGACGGCUCGGUGGCCACCGUCGGCCACCGGCGCCUCACUAGGGACUUCCUCGGUGUCGAUGGUGGCGGUCGUCAGGUCGAGGAGCUGCAGCUUCCACUGUGCGCCACAGCAGCCGCAGCAGGUGCCAGCCGCACCGCCAGCUGCGCCACCGACCUGACAAGGCAGUGCCUCGGCGGCCGGCUGCCGCCGGUCAACGAGACCUGGAGCCACAACUUCUAGGCCCGCUAUAUACUUCAAGCUGCAUUGAGACUUUGAGAGACGAAUGAACGGAACACCCAAACUGCAUGCACUCUAGCUUGAAGAGCAACCAAAACUGGAGUAGCAAGUAUGGUGCACUACUGUUGUUAAUUUACCUUAAUUUAUUGAUCUCUGUUAGUUCUAUUUUCAUUUAGGGCAAUGCGGGCUAGCUAAUUAAUUCGAUGUGCACAACUUUUGAUGAAUGGACC
Molecule: messenger RNA, 1649 nt
Organism: Zea mays
Lineage: Eukaryota; Viridiplantae; Streptophyta; Magnoliopsida; Poales; Poaceae
Product: indeterminate growth 1
Exons: 4
Coding region: 112-1422 (436 amino acids)
Cellular component (GO): nucleus
Molecular function (GO): DNA-binding transcription factor activity
Source: RefSeq, marked validated